AGAAGAAGCAGUGCAGCUAUAUAUUGCACUGUUUAAUCGGUUGCGGGGAAGCUCCAGGGCAGCCCCGAGCCAUUGAGGUCCGUUUUAACUACAGGAAACUCCAAAGGACGAGGCACAUGUUACAAGCCUCGCCGAAUACAUCAUUUAAUAUCUCAACUUCUUACUGACUCCCUACAUCUCCAGUUCCCAUCAUGACCUCCGCACAGCCCCCUCAAGACGGCAACGGCGAGGGCGUGGUCAACCUCUUCGCCGGCACCGAAGGAAUCUACAACCUGCCGCACCACGCCAAAGAGAUCGAGCGACUACGGAACCAGCACGCCUUCCUCCUCUCGGCAACUGGCGGUGCCAUGCUGCUGGCACCUAUCAAGCAGCGAAGCGUCAAGGUGCUCGACUGUGGUGCGGCUGACGGAACAUGGCUGCUGGACCUGGCGCGGCGCCACCCGCAGCACGACUGGUCGCUGCACGGCGUGGACAUCGGCGGCGCGCUCUUCCCGCCCAAGACGGGCCCGCACGCGGCGCUCGACCUGCGCGAGUUCGACAUCCGGUCCGCCGCGCCGCCCGACCCGUCGUGGACGGGCAGCUUCGACCUCGUGCACCAGCGGCUCCUGAUCUGGGGCCUGCAGGCCCCCGACUGGCCGGUCGUGGUGCGCAACCACGCGGCCCUGCUCAAGCCCGGCGGCUGGAUCCAGCUCGCCGAGGUCCAGUGGUUCGACCGCGACCGGCCCCUCGACGACGCCAGGUUCCCCUACAUCACCAAGAUGUACAAGAUGGCGCUGUGGACCAGGACGCACUCCGACAUGGACAUCUUCGUGGCCGACCGGCUGGAGGACCUGGUGCGGGAGGCCGGAUUCGAGAACGUGCAGAGGGCCGAGUUCGAUGUCGGGUACGGUCCCCUGGCCAGGGAGGCCGCCUGGCGGGAGAAGUCGGUCGACCUGCAGGUCGACGCCUUCCGGGGCUUCGCGACCAAGCUGCCCAAGGAUGGCAGCGGCUUCCCCGGCGUCGCCCGGGACGCGGCCGAAUAUGCCCGCUUUCUGGACGGCUUGCGCGCCGAGAUGCUGGAGCACGGCUUCAAGCCAAAGCUCUUCGUGGUGAUAGGGCAGAAGCCGGAGUGAGGACAAGACAUGUGUGAAGCGGUGCAGUGUCUGUGAAUGCGUGGCCCUUUGUAUUCGAGGAACACAUCCUCCCAGAUUUUCCUGGUUGACCAGCAAGAUUCUGAUCUCCGGUAUCCCGGUAAACUUAAGCAUUCGAGGAGGAUGUCAAAAAGUGAUCAAGGCGAAACUCGUCGAUGUAAAGCACUAGGCAAAACUCAGGUCUCUUGUUGCAAGCGACACACUUUCCCAGGGCUCCGAACGAGCGAGCGAAUGCAGCCCACCACCGUAUGGGCUUCAUUGAAACAAGGGCCCUACAAAACCGGCCGUCGG
Thermothielavioides terrestris NRRL 8126 is the source of this 1421-nucleotide messenger RNA. RefSeq lists its product as uncharacterized. The coding region runs from base 192 to 1112 and encodes 306 amino acids. Lineage: Eukaryota; Fungi; Ascomycota; Sordariomycetes; Sordariales; Chaetomiaceae. The transcript has 2 exons. The record is from RefSeq and is a predicted model, not a curated record.